GAUUGGACACACAAGAAAUUUGUCUAUAGUCUGUGUAUUUCCAUAUAUAGAGAAUAUCAUCAUUUUAGCCAUUGUCUAUCACUGCAGAAUGAAGGCCUCUUCCACAUGUUUCCAACCAAUACGAUUGUGAGCUGUCUUUGGCAAUUGGGCCUGCAAUACUCGCUGUCAUUGAUCCAUCUUGUUUUAGGUCUCUUUCAUGGACACUUUUUAUCAAGUGGGAUCCAUUCUAUUUAUCAAGUGGGAUCCAUUCUAUGUCCACCUGCCUCAGUUCUUCUCGCUGUGUGACCAGCCCGUUUCCAUUUCAAUUCUUUACUCUCUUGAUGAUAUUGUACACUUUCGUUUGUUCUCUAAUGAUCCAUGUGCAGGUCUUUCUAUCCUGUCUUAUAAUGCUGAGCAUGUAUCCUUCCGUGGUUCUUUGCACCACACGUAGCUUUUGUAUCGAUUGUGAGGUUAGUGCCCGUAUUUCACCGGCAUAUGUUAUAUAAAUAUGUUUUGUUAUGGUAUUGCUUUUUUUCUCUUUCCCCCUGUAUUAAACAAAGCAGCAGCAACAACAUCCGUAAGAGAAAUAUGGAGCUUUGCUAUUGCUUUCCGCAUAAAUACGAAAUUACCAAAGUAUCCAGUAUAAAAUCACCGAGUGUUUACUAUGUUCUCCCUUUCCGGUCUCCUGUGUCUGGUGCACAGACGCCGAUUAUCCUUGGGACGCUCCGAGGCUUCCACGGGUGACUUCUGGGGUCCCGUAAGAGAACGAGGGGAGUGCAAAACCGGCCCCUGUGAGCGAGGUUGGGAUUGGUCGCCGAAAGGGAGGCUGGCGGACGCGGGAUAAUGGGUCUGAAAGAAGCCAAGCGAGGAAGGCGCCGUCCCCACACGCGCGCACGCCCAGAGCCUCCCUCCCACCUUCCCGACAAACAUCUCCCGGCACUGAGCAUCCUUCACUAGUUGGCCCCUGACUGUCCACACCCAUUUUUUUUUUUUUUUCCUGGACCGCGCACUGAACGGCUCCCCAAGUCCUGGGGAAGAGAAGCGGAUGGAGGCGGCUUCGUCCCGCGGAUGUCGCCGUCGCUGCCUGAUUUCCGCCGACCAUCGCCAGCCCUGCAGAUUCCCUCUCUUGAAAUCAGGCUGUGUAAGAUAAAGUUUACAAUAAGAUUGUAUAAUUUCCAUGCUACCAUCUGAACAGGAUUUGGUACUUCCUCCUUAUGAAAGGAUGUCUCUUCUGCCAGGUCUGAGAAUCUUCUGUUUACUCUUGGUGGCUCUAAUAGUCUAUUUUUCAGGGUGUUCCUGUCAGCAGUGCAGGGAAGGAACCAAGUACACCGACGCAAUACUUCCCAAUUUAGAAACAACUAAAAUUAUGCGGGUCCCACGUGCUGCGUCCAUGUCAGAUUGCCUGGCAGCCUGUUGUGAUCUUUCAGAUUGUGACUUGGCCUGGAUGUUUGAGCGGCAUUGCUAUGUGGUCAGUUGCCAACAUAAAGGAAAUUGUGAGCCCAAGAAAAUGGAGAAGGUGAAGUCCUAUCUAACCUUUGUGGUCAGAGCUCCCCAGAGACCAGCCAGCUUGCUAGGAUACGGGCAAGUGCCAUCCAAUGUGAUCCGCUCCAUGGCAUUGGCAAGUGACCCCUCUGAAGAAAUUGGUAGCCUCAAGGAGCUGUCAUUCCUCAGCAAAGACCACAGUCUUGAGGACUAUCCCAAUGAAUAUGCUGAGAUGGAUCAGAAUCCUUUUCACCUCAGCCUCAAGCCUGAGGAAAAGGAGACUGUUAAUUAUGCGGAAUGGGGAUCAGUGGUGACCACUGAAAAUGGCUUCAAUUCUUCAGGACUCGGUAAUGGAGACAAACAGGAAGAGGUACCUCAAAAUGAAGAAGUUCAUUUGGGAAGCCCUAUGAAUGUCAAUACAUCUGAAAGUAUUCCUGUCACUGAACAUCCUGAAAAGUUGACAGGAGCUUUGGGCUUGCUGGAUAAAUCUGCGAAUGAUUUUGAUUUUCAUCCACCUACCAAUGAAGUGAACAGCAGCUGGGAGGAGGAGGUGGUAACACCUCCUCAUAAUCCUCCUUCUUCGGGAAUUCUGGAAUUUCUCUCCACCAUCCCAGCACAAACUGAAGUAUCAAACCCAGAUAAUUUCAUACAAACUAAACCCACAACCUUUCCUACCGGGGCUCAUAGCACUGCACCUUGUGCUGCAGGUGAAGUUACGUCUUCCACAACGGCCACCAAAGCAGAAACAGACUAUAUUUAUGAAUGGAGCUUGAUCACUUACCCUGAUAGCUAUGACGGUGAAAUGAAAGAGAAGCACACGCCAACUCUAAAACUUUCUCAGCUGCCAGAAGGUGCCUAUGUCUUCAGAGUGACUGUUUCUGCUGAAAAUGCAUUUGGAGAAGGAUUUCUAAAUGUUUCUGUCCAACCAGCAAUCCGAAUAAAUCACCCUCCUAUUGCUAUUGUCUCUCCCAAAGUCCAGGAGAUUUCUUAUCCUACAACUUCUGCUUUCAUUGAUGGAAAUCAAAGUGUAGAUGAUAUUAAAAUUGUGAGUUACCACUGGGAAGAAAUUGAGGGUCCCUUGUGGGAAAAGAAGGCAUCAGCUGAUACACCUCUUUUAUACCUUUCUAAUCUUAUUCCUGGCAAUUAUACUUUCAGGCUAAUUGUCACUGAUUCUGAUGGAGCAGUUAACUCCACAAUAGCUUCCUUGAGAGUCAACAAACUGUUGGAUUCUCCUCCUGUUGCCAAUGCUGGACCAGAUCAGGAAAUUAGUUUGCCUCAAAAUUCAGUCACAUUAAAUGGAAACCAGAGUAAGGAUGAUCAAAAAAUUGUCAGCUAUGAGUGGUCCCUGAGUCCCAAAAGUAAAAGCACAGUGGUAGCCAUGCAGGGUGUAAGGAGUCCAUAUCUUCAACUGUCUUCAAUGCAAGAGGGAGAAUAUAAGUUCCAGCUGACAGUAACGGAUUUGGCAAAUCAGAAGUCAACAGCUGAAGUCACAGUAACAGUCUGGCCUGGGCAAAACAAGCCUCCAGCAGCCAUGACUGGCCCUGAUAAAAUGUUGACCUUUCCUAUCCGGAGCACUAAUCUCGAUGGGAGCAUGAGCACUGAUGACUUAGGGAUUGUUUACUAUCACUGGGAGAAUAUCAGUGGGCCAAGUUCUUUGCAUAUGGAGAAUGCUGAUAGCGCAGUGGCAACUGUCUCAGAUCUACAGAUUGGAACCUAUCAUUUCAGACUGACAGUCAAAGAUGAUCAAGGGCUGAGCAGCACUGCCACACUUUCUGUGGUUGUUCGGGAGGGCAGCAACUCUCCACCAAAGGCCCUUGCAGGGGGCAAACAUAUCCUUAUCCUCCCCAAUAACUCUAUUGCUUUGGAUGGGUCCCACUCUGUCGAUGACCAAGGAAUUGUAUCUUAUCUUUGGAUCCGGGAUGGUCAGAGUCCAGCAGCUGGAGAUGCAAUUCUUGGCUCCAACCGUGAGGCUGUCCUACAGCUAACUAAUCUUGUAGAGGGGAACUACAUGUUUCACUUGAAAGUCACUGAUGCCAAAGGAGAGUCAGAUAUUGACACGGCUAUUGUGGAAGUAUGGCCUGACCCAAAGAAAAAUGGGCUUGUGGAAUUGAUCUUGCAAGUUGAAAUUGGUCAACUAACUGAACAACAGAAAGAUACCCUCAUACAACAGCUAGCAGUGCUCCUGGAUGUCUUACAAACAGACAUUAAUAUCCGGAAAAUACAUGCUUAUUCUGAUAUCAGCACUGCUGUUGUGUUCUAUGUUCAGAAUGGGCAUCCCUACAAAAUCAUAAAGGCUUCAGAUGUUGCCCAAGUGCUGCGUUUGCAACUCUUGAAGGAAAAGCCAAAUUUUCUACUUUUUAAAGUGCUUCGUGUUGACACAGCUGCUUGCCUCUUAAAAUGUUCCGGACAUGGAAACUGUGACCCCAUCACAAAGCAUUGUAUUUGCUAUCAAAUGUGGAUGGAAAAUUUGAUACAGCGAUACCUAAGCGAUGGGGAGAGCAAUUGUGAAUGGAGUAUACUCUACGUAUCAGCAUCCGCUUUCCUCGUAAUUGCAUUGGUGGUAGGGUUAAUUUGGCUUUGCAUCUGCUGUUGCAAAAGCCAAAAGAGGACCAAAAUAAGAAAGAAAAUGAAAUAUACAAUUUUGGACAACAUAGAUGAUCAGGAAAGAAUGGAGCUCAGGCCCAAAUACGGUAUCAAGCACAGAAGUACUGAACAUAAUUCCAGUUUGAUGGUUUCAGAGUCUGAGUUUGAGAGCGACCAAGAUACCAUAUUUAGCAGAGAGAAGGUUGAAAGGGAAAACUCCAAAAACAUGAUGAAUAGUGACAUGAAAAAUGGGAUCUCCUUCAGCUACAGCUCAAAGGAUAGAUAAAUGGAUGCACGGCUUUCUUAGGAAAACGGUUACUUCAGGGCAGUGAAGCCUGGACAGCUCUCUAUUUUCCUAAAGUACCAAAGAGGCAAACAGACUCAUAAAUUUCCAGCAUGGCAAAGGAGAGGGGAAUACCAUCGAUAUUUUGCCUUUUUUUCAAGCAGUCUUUUAAAGCCACGUUGUUUAAAGCCUGUUUAUCAGAGAUGGCAUUUACCUCAUGUCUUAUGGACUUCUAAAAAAUCACUAUUAAAAUCUCAACCAAGGCUUUUACGUUACAAGAUCAUAGAGGAAAACCUCCUUAUAUUAGUCUUCUUAGAACAGAGUGAACUUGUCUGUAUAGGAAGCCACUUCUAUCAAUAUGAAAACUUAUCAGAGUUAUUAAAACUGACAUGUAGACAAAACAGUUCUCUUAACUUUCAUUUGCUAAAUAAAUGAGAGUGUAUGAGUGUGGGGAUGAAUAGGGAUCAAGUUAAAUAUCUGCUAAACUCUGCUUUGAGAAUAUCAUGCUGUUAAACAUAAAUCGUGUUUAGCUUUAUGACAGGAUGAGUCAUAAAACAUACAACUACUGAUUAGCAGUAAUAGUGCAAUAUAAGGUGAAUAUAUGGAAGGAACAUAUGUUCAGAUAUGAAUAUGUUUUGGAGGGAAUAAAAACUGACUCCGUGCAAAACCUUGCUUUUUGCCAAUCUGUGUGGGAGUGAGCACAAGGCUUGCUUUUCUUCCUGUUGGAUGCAGCAAUUGGAAAACUCGUGGCAAGCUAUGUGUGGCAUAAUCCUCUCAACUGUCUCCCAUCUUCAGGAUCCUCUUCUAGAAAGCUAGAUCUAGGAUUAAAGAUUGCUUUGGCUGUUCAGAAAAAUAAGUACCACUUCAUACAAGGAUCUUUCCAGGAUAACUUGGAUGAGAGCUGUUACUCAGACCUGCACUUUAUUCUACCUAGAGGCUCAGUAAAAUUUAGUUGGGAUAAUAAUCUAGUAUUUUCCUUAGUGGUUAUCAUAAAAAAGCUCAAACUUUUAAAAUUUUGAAUUAGCUGUUGAAUAAUUUCUUAUCGUGUCAUCUAAACUAAUCUAAAUGUGUGUGAAAUUAUUUUGCAGGACAUAAAUAGGAUGAUUAUAUAUGAACCCAAUAGUGGAUGUAUAUGCAUGUACAUUCUGUACAUAAAUAAGAUUACAAAUUAGAUGUUUUAUUGGAUAUGAACAAUGAUGAAUGGAAAAGAAUCUUAAAUGCAUCUAUUGGCCAAUAAAACCACACACAUCUCAAGCAAAAAAAAAAGGAGAUCAAGCUAUUUACACAAUUAAGUGAUCACAGAUGUUAUGUGUAACCUCAAUUUCCUCAAAAUCUAGAUCAGCUAUAGGAGCUUUCACAUCUACUAACUUUGUUCAAGUAGAAGGCUUAGGGAAACUAUUUUACCAUCAACAUUUGUUCUAAUAAAGUGUGUCGUUUCCCCCCCUCCCAGUUUUUUCUCUGUAGUCUAUGAGAACAUGACAGAGAAGAAAUAGUAUUGCAAAUCAACUUUGACAAUAAAUGUAACUGUCCAAUUUUUAUUACAUUAGCAAUUCGUUGUUAACCUUCAUAUCUGGUAAACAAUGUAAAAAAAAAGUUGAUCAUGUAAUAAAAAAAAACCUUAAUUCAGAUGUUCCCUUAUAUGAAUGUAAACAUAUACUGUAUAGUAUUUUCCCUGAAAUUAAAAUAUAUAAUAGAUCGUUACAGUAUUCAUUUGUGCUAUAAUCAAACAGUUUGAAAUGUCUUUCAUACCCCUAAAUGGCACAAUAUUUUAUUUAUGAAAUAUUCCAUUUGCUAAUAUUAUGUAUCAAGCAUAUUUGGCUUCUACUCUUUUUUAAAGAAAGAGUAAGAAUGUUACAAAUGGUACUUUUGGGAACUGCCAGAACCUGAAUUUUUCAAGUUGUUAAGAAAAAAAUAACGCACAGUAAUGACAGCUGAUUUAAAACAAGUACUCUGUAUAAUUGAACUUCAUGCUGUUCAGGAGACUAUGCAGAGCGCUUCUGAAACCAAGGGUUGAUUCUCAGAAGCAGACGUUAUACAGCAGAGGGGUUUAAGGCCCAAGGAGACCUUAACUGCCUCCCCCAAAAACAUGGAACAAAAAAGUAAUACAACAUUUCAAUGCAAUUUGGACAUAUAAAGUGCACAUUCAGUUUAAUGCAGCACUAUGUCAGGGCCAUCCAAAUUUUCCCAUCUCAUUUAAAAAAUAAUCAGUAUUUAUUACAAAGAGAAUAAUAAACCAUUCAAGUUAAUUCUGCAGGAACCAAACAAUUCAUCCAUAGAGCACUGACAAGUUUCCUAUAGCAGCCCCAUGGAUCAAUUUUUAUUUUUUUAAAAAUGAGCUUAUGAACAUGUAUCAAUGAAAUCUAACUAUUUAUAUAGCUACUGGUCCCAAGCAGGGUCUGAAUGAAUCUAUUAUGUAUAUUAAUAUUUAUUGUUAUAAUUUGGCUUUCUUACACUGUCUCAUAAAAUCUAUAAGGAUUCCACUUUUCUGCCAAAUCAAGAGUCUCUGAAGACUGUAUACAUUAUAGUUUGGCAGGAAUGAUUACUGCCCAUCAAUCUGUGCUUAACCACAGGCUACAAAUUGCAAAUCAAUUCUUAAAUAAGCCUAGUCCUAUUGAUGAAUAGGAUAUUAGAAAUGAAUAUAUAUCCACCAGGAAACCUAUAUUUCAGACGAUAGCUGAAGAACAACUAUUGGUAUAAAAACUGGAUUUUUACCCAAUUAAUU
Molecule: messenger RNA, 7049 nt
Organism: Crotalus tigris (Tiger rattlesnake)
Lineage: Eukaryota; Metazoa; Chordata; Lepidosauria; Squamata; Viperidae
Product: KIAA0319 ortholog
Exons: 20
Coding region: 1157-4330 (1057 amino acids)
Biological process (GO): neuron migration; negative regulation of dendrite development
Cellular component (GO): cytoplasmic vesicle; plasma membrane
Source: RefSeq, a predicted model, not a curated record